This is a messenger RNA of Ceratitis capitata (Mediterranean fruit fly), 604 nucleotides long. Its product is annotated as protein midgut expression 1-like. The record is from RefSeq and is a predicted model, not a curated record. Lineage: Eukaryota; Metazoa; Arthropoda; Insecta; Diptera; Tephritidae. Bases 294 to 530 code for a protein of 78 amino acids. The transcript is spliced from 4 exons.
GGGUCGCAUUCAUUUGGUUUCCUUAUCUCAUCAAGAGUAAGGAGUUCGGUAAACCUGGAGAUCAUUAAACAAUCUGAGCAUUACAGGCUUGUCAAGAUUGUGGGCUUACUCAUAUUUUUGGGCUAAAUAAAUUUUGAGCAACUUUUGGGUCGAACUCCAUGACGAUAUUAUACGAUUAAAUUAGCAGUAGUUUUCUGGAAGGUUCGCUUAUGGGUUAAUGUACACAAAACAUGUCAUAUCUUGCCCAAACCAACGUGUUCCAGAACUUUUAGCAGUAAAACAUAAUCUAAAAAAUGUGUGGUGCCAUAUGUGAUUGCCUAAAAGGUUCCGGAAAGGUUGUCUGUUGUUGCUGUCAAUGUGCCUUAAGUCUUUGCUUAGGCCUAAUUUGUACCGUUCUUGUAUUGGGUCUCAUAAUCGGUUUGAUCGUAUAUUUUGCAGUCUAUCACAAUAAGGAUAGUAGUGCUGAUAAAAAGAUGUUGGAAGAACUGGUAACUGCUGCACCGUUAACAUUUAGAGGAUUCUUUCAAUAAUUCGUAUUGAGAUAAAAGUAUUUUAAUUACAUAUGUGUUGUUGUGAUUUGAAGGGAAUAUGUUUAUUUUAAAAU